CUGAAUGCUCCCAUUGCUAUUCACACGUAUAUUUGAUCAACAAACUAGUGUGUGUGUGUUUACUCGCAUACAUAAUUGUUUUUCAAGAAAUAGUAAAACAUAUAAAAGUCAAGAGUAAAAUAAUGAAAAAAUUCUUAUACGUUUCUUAAUGUUGAAGAAUAUUUAAUAGACUUUAUAAAUAUAUGCUAUUGUUAGUCAUAUUUAUCCCUGGAGAACACUAAUAGUCAAUGUACCGUGAGAAUUAAAUAUCAAAUUCAAGAUGCCUUGUGAAAUGAUAACGUUGCAACUUGGCCAGUGUGGCAAUCAAAUUGGAUUUGAGUUUUGGAAGAAAUUAUGCGCAGAACAUGGUAUCAGUGCAGAAGGUAUUUUAGAAGAUUAUGCGACGGAAGGAACUGACAGAAAAGAUGUAUUUUUUUACCAAUCAGAUGAUGAACAUUAUAUACCAAGGGCAGUAUUAUUAGAUUUAGAGCCUAGAGUAAUACAUACGAUUAUGAAUUCUCCAUAUUCAAAGUUAUACAAUCCAGAAAAUAUUUAUUUAUCAAAACACGGAGGUGGUGCUGGGAAUAACUGGGCAUCUGGUUAUCAUCAAGGAGAGAAACUUCAAGAAGAAAUUUUUGAUAUUUUGGAUAGAGAGGCUGAUGGAAGUGAUAGUCUAGAGGGAUUUGUUCUAUGCCAUUCUAUAGCAGGUGGUACAGGUUCGGGUAUGGGUUCUUUUAUGCUGGAAUCUCUUGCAGACAGAUAUCCAAAAAAAUUAAUUGAAACAUAUAGUGUUUUCCCAAACCAAGAUGAAAUAAGUGAUGUAGUGGUACAGCCAUAUAAUUCUUUAUUAACGCUGAAAAGAUUGACACAAUGUGCCGAUUGUGUUGUUGUUUUAGACAAUACUGCACUUAACAGAAUAGCAUUGGAUAGACUUCAUAUUCAAAAUCCCAGUUUUACACAAAUCAAUCAACUUGUAUCCACGAUAAUGUCUGUUAGCACUACUACACUUCGAUAUCCUUCUUACAUGAAUAAUGAUUUAGUUGGUUUAAUUGCUCCGUUAAUUCCAACACCACGUUUACAUUUUCUCAUGACGGGUUACACUCCACUUACUACAGAUCAGGAAGGUGCCUCUGUGAGGAAAACUUCUGUAUUAGACGUAAUGAGGCGUUUACUGCAACCAAAAAACAUGAUGGUUUCUACAGCAUUAGAUAGAAACGCAUUUCACUGUUAUAUAUCUAUUUUAAAUAUCAUUCAGGGUGAAGUAGACCCAACACAAGUUCAUAAGUCAUUACAAAGGAUUAGGGAACGAAAACUCGCACAAUUUAUACCGUGGGGUCCUGCUAGUAUACAAGUAGCUCUUUCGAGAAAAUCCCCGUACAUACAAAGUACACAUCGAGUAUCUGGCUUAAUGUUAGCUAAUCAUACAAACAUAUCAUCGUUAUUUGAUCGUGCCUUACAACAAUAUGAUAAACUGCGAAAGAGGGAAGCAUUCUUGGAACAGUUUCGUAAAGAGAAAAUGUUUGAAGAAAAUUUGGAUGAGUUGGACAAUUCUCGAGAAGUCGUUGAAUAUUUAGUAAAAGAAUAUCAAGCAGCUACACGAGUCGAUUAUUUGUCUUGGAAUCCUAACAAAGCAGAAACAUAAAGUAGUCCAAAUUCUAAAUAAGAUUAUAAUGUAUACAAGUAGGAGUUCAGAAUCUGAUCAUUAUUCACUAGUUUUGCAAUGCUUUCGCCAUUAUUACAGAUUUUUAUUUUGAAAAGAAUUGAAGUUGUAUCACUCAAAUCAACUUUUAACAAACUAAGUGUUACGGUGAAUCAA
Messenger RNA from Hylaeus volcanicus, 1795 nucleotides. RefSeq names its product tubulin gamma-1 chain. Gene Ontology annotation, cellular component: microtubule; spindle; nucleus. The record is from RefSeq and is a predicted model, not a curated record. The transcript has 10 exons. Gene Ontology annotation, molecular function: structural constituent of cytoskeleton; GTP binding. The coding region runs from base 260 to 1621 and encodes 453 amino acids. NCBI's taxonomy places the organism in Eukaryota, Metazoa, Arthropoda, Insecta, Hymenoptera, Colletidae. Gene Ontology annotation, biological process: meiotic spindle organization; mitotic sister chromatid segregation; cytoplasmic microtubule organization.